AUGGUACUGGGGCUGGCGGAGGAGGCAAUUAUGGCAGUGGGAGGAGGAGGCUGCAAAAAGGGUGGCGGUGCAAGUGCUAAAGGAGGUGAAGCUGGUAGAGGCUAUGGGAAUGGAGGCGGUGCAGAAGUAGGGGGUGGUUACGGAGGAGGAGGCUAUGGAAAGAGAGGCAGUGAAGCUGGUGGAGGCUAUGAGAAAGGAGGCGGUGCAGGAGCAGCGGGUGGUUAUGGUGGAGGAGGUGAAGGUGGAGAAGGCUAUGGAAUGGGUGGUGGUGCAGGGGCUAAAGGAGGUGAAGCUGGUGGAGGCUAUGAGAAAGAAGACGGUGCAGGAGCAGGAGGUGGUUAUGGUGGAGGAGGUGAAGGUGGAGGUUAUGGGAAGAGGACUUAA
Molecule: messenger RNA, 384 nt
Organism: Coffea arabica (coffee)
Lineage: Eukaryota; Viridiplantae; Streptophyta; Magnoliopsida; Gentianales; Rubiaceae
Source: RefSeq, a predicted model, not a curated record